AUGGCGCAUCUUUACUUUACUUCAGUUGAAGCUGGUUUCUGGAGUUUAAAACAUUAUGUUAACUGGAUCAUUAAAAAUGAGAGUGGAUUUCCGUUAUGGGAGACGUGUUUGACUAAUUUUUACGACUCGUCAAAUUGGGAGGUAAUUGUAAUAACAAGACGUUUAUUUGUCACUUUGAUUGCGUUACUUACAGAAUUCUCUGUAAAUCAGCAUCCCGAAACUAAGGCGCCUAUGGAAGACCUUCGAAUACCAUACGAACAGGCAUACAACGGAAAAUAUGGAAAGUCGAUUUAUAAGACUAUAGUGUAUGUUCAGAAGGAAGAGGAGAUAUUUGCUUCAGCUAGUGAAAAAAUGCGAAAUAACCAUUCUAAAAAGUUACGACUUCUUGAGAUGCAGCCUAAUCCACUUACUCUAGAUAUGCCAGAAGCUUGGUAUCGCAUAAAUAUUUGGAGAACAGUCGAUAUUGCGUUUUCGGAUAUUCCAUAUAUUUAUGUUAUAGGAGGUGAGAAGGUCGGAUUGACCAGUUCUGAAAGAAAAAACCGGUACAGGAGUUUGCCGAAUAUUGGACCAAUCCAACGAAAAGCAAUUGGAAAAAAGGGAGAUGCGUAUGUCAGGAAAAUUGGAUCGACAUCAACCGAUAGGGUGGCGUCAGAAGCAGGUCCGAAGUGGCAGGGUAUGCACAGUAUUAAACUAAUGAAGGAAUCUGGGCUGAGCUUGCCAAGAACCUUAGAAGAUGGUUUUAUCCAUCUUGCCGAUAAGGUCAAGUUUGCAGAAGAAAAGUUGAGGAAGUUGAAUGUGAUCGGUUUCGUUCAUGCAGGUGCAGUGUUGAUUAGGGUAAAUCUAGAUUACCCAGCUGGAUACGUCUGCCGAUACACGAGAGGAAAUCCACUCGAAGUCUACUCGGACGUAAAGAACUUUAGUAAAUCUUUAGAUGUGUUAAUCGAGAUAAUAUAUGCCAAGCACCUAGUCCUUCAAACAAUGAAAGUUGUAAACGAUCCUGUGGACAAUAAUAGUAAUGUUACAAGGUGGAAACAACAG
Messenger RNA from Acaulospora morrowiae, 1038 nucleotides. The record is from the annotation of a GenBank genome assembly. NCBI's taxonomy places the organism in Eukaryota, Fungi, Glomeromycota, Glomeromycetes, Diversisporales, Acaulosporaceae.